This is a messenger RNA of Octopus bimaculoides (California two-spot octopus), 4712 nucleotides long. RefSeq lists its product as uncharacterized. Gene Ontology annotation, molecular function: RNA binding; protein binding. The record is from RefSeq and is a predicted model, not a curated record. Lineage: Eukaryota; Metazoa; Mollusca; Cephalopoda; Octopoda; Octopodidae. Gene Ontology annotation, biological process: regulation of DNA-templated transcription.
CCCCUCUAUAUUACCCAUUCUACUUGUGCACGCACGCAUACACACCUGCACUCUCUCAAUUACCCUUUCUCUCUCUGUAUACACACACACACACACAUCUCCGUACACUCAUACACAAUUAAAAAGCAUCGUUUACCCCUCUCUCUCUUUCUCCGUAUAUCUCUCUCAUCUACUCAUUCACUCCAAUUCACACACACACACACGCGCGUACUCACACAUAUAUGAACGUAAACGUACGCACACAAUUGCAAAUUCUUCCUCCUUCUCUCUCUCUCUCCGCCUCACCCACUCACUUUCUUGUAUACGUAUAUUCUUAGAUACAAUCAUCCGUACACGCACACGACAACACUGACACAUGUAGACAGCCAAAGAAGGUGAGAAGAACUCAACGAAAAGAAUGUUUCCUACCAACAAACAACAUGGUUUUAUGUAGCACAUCCAUUCUCAAUAGGAAAACGUCUCGUUCUGACAUUUGCGUCAGUUUUUAAAAGUAAGUACAACGUAGGAACACAAUUCUGCCGAUCGCCUUCAUCACUUGUCUUCUUACUUGCUCUUCUCUUCAUGUUUUGUUGUGGAAUGGCAAAAACAAAAAUAUGGAAACAGGAAAAAGUACCUUGUUAACAAAUGAUAACGAAGAAGAAAAAGAAAAAGAGAAAGAAAAAAGAAAAACAUAAGAAAACGUGGAGGUGUUGUUAGUAACAAGAAAUAGCGGGAAGAAAGCAACUAAAAAAGACAUUCAAGUCAUAAACGCACAGAAAAUUAACACAACACGUUAUUAACACCAACAGCAGUGAAUAUCUUCUUUUGUAAUAGGAAAUUUUAAAACAGUAGCAAUAGUAAUGACAAUAGCUUCUUCUAAUGUGGUUUACAAGGACAAAACAUCAGAUUUAUAAAAGGAAACAAGGAAAUGAUGUGUGUAUGACGUUCAAAAUAUCUGAAGAAAAUGUGAAUGAAAGAACAUUAAACAGAUUCAGUGAAUGAAUGAAUGAAUGAAAGAACACUGAACGAAGUUAAUUAAAGAACGCUGAACGAACUAAAUGAAUGAAUGAAUGAACACCAAGCGAACUCAAUAUGAGGAAAGGAAUAUGAAACUAAAAUAACUUAGAAAAAUAAAUACGGAAAGGAAACAGAUGAACGGGGAAAUACCCAAGAAUCAAAACAAAAGAGAAGCGUUAGAUUAGAGAGAAAGAGAAAGAAAAUUUUUAAAAAACGGCAUUUGUUAUCGAGGAGACCGAACACAUUUGAAAAUGGAAAAACUAAGGAUAAAAAAUUAGGAUAUAAUCUAGUUGAAAAAAUGAUGGACUUGAUGAAUAAAAUGAUGUGACUCUCUAUCUAACCCUUACACUCAAUUACUAUGGCUCUUUAUACAGUGCCAUAUUGUAACUUUUUUGGAAUUAUAGCAGACUCUCUGUUACUGGAUUUAAUUUACGGUCCUAACAUUACUUGGUCAUCCUAAGGUGACCAACUGCAGCUAUGUGGAUCUCGUUCUAACCGGUUCCGUCCUUAACUUGUCCCAAAACGGAUCGGAGUUUUUUAUAUAUUACAUUUUCACCGAAUGUUCACAUUCCAAACAUGACGUUAUUGUGUUAUAAACCUGUUGCAACUGCCUCAUUUAGACGUCAUCUCUGUUAAUUAAUGAUUAAUACUGAUUGGAUAUUGUUGCUUGUUGCUUAAGAUUGGAAAACUUCCCUUACCAUUCAGAACCAACAUCAGCUACCCGCGGAGCCUGUGUAGAAAAAAGAAGACCAAACACAAAAUACUAACAAACAAACAAACAAAAUAACCACAUCAAAGCAAUUGUUUGGAUUUACGUUAUCAGUAAGCUUUAAGGAACAAGGAAUAAACAAACAAUAAACACACACACACACAAAACCACCCCUUGAACAAACGAAACAACAACAGCAACAACAACAAAAAAAUUCCUAUAAAUAUCUAUAAAAAAAAAACAAAAAUAAGACUUCCUCCAUGUUUCAGAAAUAAUAAUAUAAUACCUGGUGGAGCAACUACUUGUACCUGCUGCUGUGUUGUUGUUCUUGUUGUUUUUGUUUGAUGCACAUAUCUUUUUAUUAUUAAUGAAUGGAGAUAUGCAGAUUGUAGAGUUAAGAAACAGAUGAACAGAAAUGGCUGUGGACAGAAUGGUAGAGUUCCUGUUCCUCUUCAAAGUAGUUCAGUAACAGCUCCACGUCCUUUCUCUUGCUUCCCAAACACCAGUACUGGCGAUGGAUCGACUCAAAGUGUAGCGCCCUCUUUGCCCCUUCGUCCUGUUCACAGCAGCCUUCUCCCCGGCUACACUGCUCCGACUAUUGUCCAAGCUGCAGAAAGCUUGCAUACCGUGCGCACAGCUACACAGCCUGGUCUGGAGAUGCAAUCGGUUCUUAACAGCAGCCAAUCGUCCAUUGGCAGCUUAUUUCGGCCUUCUCCAACUGUUGCUGAUCCGGCUCCAAGGAUUUACCACGCUGGCCAAUACGGUAACUCUCUCUAUACAACAGCCAAUAGCUCACUAGCUUCAUUUUCCUCUCUUUAUAGCAUUCAUGGACAGCCAGCUGGUCAUCUAGCAUCUGGUGCUGUGUCACCUUAUAAUACAUUCUACCCUCAAUACCCCCAAGGCUACUCACCCAGUUGCCUGUUGUCACCAGCUGGUCACUACCCUCACUUGGACUCCUACUCUGCUGUCCUCGCCAGCAUGGGCAGCCACACCCAACAUGUCAGCCAAUCGCAGCUACCUCACACAUUCAUGCCAACUCAUAUAUCACAAUACUCUCCACUGUCCUCUCAUCGGAAUGCGACUCCGACCACUUCUCCCAGCUCCGCCGGCAACCUCGGACACUCGCCCAGCCAGUCAGCUCUUAUGCAUCAACACUCUCCCAAACAAGAACAAAUGAGGGAUUCGCUCGCUGAGGCUGCGACUGUCGAUGGCUACAGUCACUCGCCACGUGGAGUUGCCCCUUCUCAUAGUCUUUCAAAAGAGGAUAAGUCUCACUCAGCCUCAUCACAACAACAACAGCAACAACAGAAACACUUGCACUCUCGUCAGUUAUCUCCCUUAUCGACUCAGAAUAAAACCAGUUCUUUACUGAAGGACACUACAACCACCCCCAAAACAGAUCUCAAUAAGGACUUGGGUUACAAGGUACCAAGUGGCAAAGAGGGUAGUUUGAAACACCGUAUACUCACCCGGCCACCCAACAUCCAAAUCAACGAAUCUCCAGUCGUAGAGCCAGAGCAAGUAUUGUCCGCUGGGGCAAAGACUUAUCAUCAUAAGUCGGAAGCCAUAUCGCCGGCGAAACGGUCAAAGUCGAUCAGCGAGAUGGCAUCGACAGGCUGUGAAAUGGGAAUUGGACAACACCAACACCCACAUCAACAACAACAACAACAGCAACAACCACAACAACAACACCAACCACAUCAUCAACCGCAACUACACGGGACAAGGACAUCGCCUGGAAUACCUAACACCCCUAUGACACCACACCUUCACUAUCCUCCGCAUUUCAUCAAGGGUUCAAUCAUUCAGCUUGCCAAUGGUGACCUGAAGCGUGUUGAAGAUUUACAGACAAACGAUUUCAUUCACAGUGCCGAGAUCAGUGCUGACCUCAAAAUUGACUCCAGCACCGUGGUACGCACAGAUGAAAAUGUUGACCUUGGAACCACUAUUCUCAGCUUCCUGGUUGGUGAAAAUAAAGUUCAGGUGACUGUGGAAGCCACCCUGGAACAUCCUUUCUUUGUUUUUGGUAAAGGAUGGUCAUCAUGUUGUCCCCAACGAACGAUAAAGCGCUAUGGACUUGACUGCCACAAGUUAUCAGUUGGGGAUGUCUGCAUAUCUUUGACACACAAAGAAGCGCCCAGAGAUAUGAUCCAUCCCCAAUACCCGCAGAGCUUUAAGGGGACCAAAAUCGACGGAGAGGCCCACUCCAACUUCCGAACUGCUAGUACUACUUCUACUAUGAAUACAACUCUAUCCACAACAUCAGCAUCAUCCCCAGUGUCUAAUUGCCAACAAAACCAAUCAACUUAUUUAAGUCGGCACUGCAGCCCUCCGGCAGCUAUGAGCUUCGGUCAUAAACAAACUACAACACACAGUACCGAGACUCAGACAAAUUUAGCCCCAGAAGAUAUUAGUAGCAAUAAAAAUGGCACCGCUACCAACACUAGCAAUAACGGUAGUGGUUUAGGGGUUCAACAGGUACGCAAAAGGCGUUGGUCAGCUCCGGACAAAAUAAAAGUUGAACCAAUUGCUGAGUUCGACAAAUCGGCUUCCAUUAUUGCUGAAGACAGUAAAACCAACGUCACCAAAAAUGACUGAGAACUUCUGUGGAUGUAUCUAUGUGUGUGUGUGUGUGUGUGGUAGUGUGAACGCGUGAGUGCAUGUGCAAUAGUAGGAUGAGGUGAUAUUUACUGCUGCUAUUGAGUAGUCUAAUAAAGGGGUAGAGGUGGAGUGAAAGAAGGGGUGGGGGUUGGGGAAUAUGUGGCAAUGGUACGAAAAGAAAGAGGGAAUAAAACUGUGGACUAAAUGAAAAAGGUGAAUGGAUUUCAUAGGGAAAAUCUCAAAUGUUUAAAGAAAGAGGAAGAUGAAGAAAUGGCUAAUUUGCAAAUAAGGAAUUUUUAAAAAAGACAAAUGUGUUAAAAAAGUUAAUUGGUUAAAUUUAAUGAAGUUUUAUUACUGUCUAUCAUAUACAUAACAUAUAUAGAUAUAGAUAUAUAAUAUAUAAAUA